CUCGUUUUCCCCUUCGUCUCCUCCAACCAGAAACCUAACACAGAAUCCCAACCCACCCGCAACCAAAUCCACCGGGACUCCAGCCCGCCAGCCUGCGCGACCCCUGCCGGAUCAGUCCCCAAUCUCGUCCCCUCCGCCGCCGGCACGAAUCCCGCCGGUUUCGAGUCCGUGCUAGAGGCGCCACAAUGUUCAACAGGUUGUUCGGGAAGCCCAAGGAGCAGGCCAAUGCCGGCGCCUUGGCCACUUUGGACAAGUUAAAUGAGACUCUCGAUAUGCUGGAGAAGAAAGAGAAAGUGCUGGAGAAAAAAGCAGCUGGUGAGCUUGAGAAGGCCAAGGAUUUCUCAAAAGCAAAGAAUAAAAGAGCUGCUAUUGCGUCAUUGAAGAGGAAAAAGAUGUAUGAGCAGCAAAUUGAGCAGCUUGGGAAUUUUCAGUUGAGAAUUCAUGAUCAGAUGAUCAUGUUAGAAGCUGCCAAAGCUACGACAGAGACUGUUGAUGCAUUGAGGACUGGAGCUAAAGCUAUGAAAGCAAUGCAACAAGCAACAAAUAUCGAUGACGUUGAUAAGACUAUGGACGAAAUUAACGAACAGACUGAAAACAUGAAACAAAUACAAGAUGCUUUGUCAGCUCCUAUUGGAGCAUCUGCUGAUUUUGACGAGGAUGAACUGGAAGCAGAGCUGGAAGAACUGGAGGGAGCAGAGUUGGAAGAACAACUACUGGAGCCUAUACCUUACCAUCCGGUGCAUGUCCCAGACAACAGGCAACAAGUUCGUCCUGUUCCACAGAAAGCAUCAGCUGAGGAGGAUGAGCUUGCUGCACUGCAAGCUGAAAUGGCAUUGUGAUCAGGUUUCCAGUGAAGAGUUAAAAUGUACAAAGGAUUUGCUGUAUGCUACGUGGUCGCAAGCUGAGUCUAGCUGUGUGUAUAAUCUUGGGUGGGAGAUAUUGGUGAGCGAGGCAAGAAAAGGCUGCUCCAGUCCAGUGUUAAUUUUGUUAAGACUGAUUUUCUCAGUUAAUGUGGCUCGGUCAGCUCCGUCCAAGUCGUUGUGCUAUGCUCAUUGUUGUCGCACACUAUUUUUCAUUGACCCCUAUUAUAUGGUGCCAUGUAAAACAAGUUUCAACGCAUAAAUCCCAUGCUUCAAAA
Messenger RNA from Lolium perenne, 1138 nucleotides. RefSeq names its product vacuolar protein sorting-associated protein 32 homolog 1. NCBI's taxonomy places the organism in Eukaryota, Viridiplantae, Streptophyta, Magnoliopsida, Poales, Poaceae. The record is from RefSeq and is a predicted model, not a curated record. Gene Ontology annotation, cellular component: cytoplasmic side of plasma membrane; multivesicular body; ESCRT III complex. Gene Ontology annotation, biological process: vesicle budding from membrane; late endosome to vacuole transport via multivesicular body sorting pathway.